Messenger RNA from Nicotiana tabacum (common tobacco), 739 nucleotides. Lineage: Eukaryota; Viridiplantae; Streptophyta; Magnoliopsida; Solanales; Solanaceae. The record is from RefSeq and is a predicted model, not a curated record.
AUGGCAAACAGGGAUACUCAUCAAGGUUACUACACUCUAUCAUGCAUGCUAGAAAGUCUGCAUGAACAAUUCAGAUCAGGAGUGUAUGGGCCACACACAAAUCCUGAAAGAGAGGAACUAUGGCUAGAACUUGCAGCAAUCAGAUCUAUCUGGAAUGAGCAAUGGGUUAUAGGGGGUGAUUUCAACGUUUGUAGGUAUGAAAGUGAAAGAUACAAUUGUGUUAGAAGGUCCAGGGCCAUGGUAUCCUUCUCAGACAUCAUUCAAGACCUGGGUAUUAUAGACUUGCCUCUACAAGGAGCUUAUUAUACCUGGUUCAGAGGUGAAGACUCAUUGCAAGCUUCAAGAAUAGACAGGUUCUUGAUUUCCCCUGAAUGGUGCGACAGUUUCAAAGCUAUCAAGCAGCUAGCCCUCCCAAGAGUGGAGGGUUUCAUUGAUAAGGUUAAAAAUUGGUGGCAGAGCUAUGUGAUACGAGGCAGCCCAGAUUUUAUACUUGUGCAGAAACUGAGAAGGCUCAAGGCAGACAUCACUAAUUGGAACAGAGAGGAGUUUGGCAGACUGGAAACACAAAAGACUAAACUAUUGGAGGAGUUAGAAAUGCUGGAGCAAACAACAGAGAGCAGGACCCAAGCACAAGUUGAAAAGGAGAAACUAAUGCAGAUAAGAGUGGAAUUACAGCAAAUAGCAAGGGUUGAGGACAUCUUAUGGAGACAAAAAUCAAAAUGUUUAUGGCUUAAAGAAG